Molecule: messenger RNA, 2028 nt
Organism: Anastrepha obliqua
Lineage: Eukaryota; Metazoa; Arthropoda; Insecta; Diptera; Tephritidae
Gene: Fancl
Product: E3 ubiquitin-protein ligase FANCL
Exons: 3
Coding region: 337-1479 (380 amino acids)
Biological process (GO): interstrand cross-link repair; protein monoubiquitination
Cellular component (GO): nucleus; Fanconi anaemia nuclear complex
Molecular function (GO): ubiquitin protein ligase activity
Source: RefSeq, a predicted model, not a curated record
ACAUUGUUGAUCGUUUGGAGACCGCAAUAUUUUGAACCGCCCAAUUUUAAACAAAUAAUAUAAAGUUUUGUGAACAUUUGGUUAACCAGCCAUCAAAAUCAGACCACAAAGAAAAUAUUUGUUUACCGAUUGCUAUAUCGUUUUAUAUUAACAAAAACAACUUCGGAGCCUCCUGGAGAUACCAGCAAGUGAAAACGACAAUUUCAAACCUCGUAGAAUGAAUCCCAUUUAGAGAAAGUCAGAGCACCGAAGCAUUCCACCAAUAUUAAUUUAGCAUCGAAGCGAAUUGAGUACUGUUCCAUCCUCUGUAUUCUAACAUCCUUGUUUAGCAUCAAUAUGUCGCAAUGCGAAGAUUGGAAGAAAUUGCCGCUGCGCUAUCCUGGCCUUAUAGUCUCCGGUACCAGCGCCAGAGGAACUGUGAAAAUCAAGGGCAAAUGGUACCGCUUGAGGAUACUUUGUCCACAGUUUCCUCAACUUCAGAAUGCGCGUUUGGAGUUGCAUCAGCCGCAUCAAAAUAAAUUCGUUAGAUUAUCAAAUGAAGAUUUACAACCUGAUUGGACUUUGCACGAUGUUAUGGACAAUUUACAACAACUGCUACAAAAGCACAGCGAGCUGCCACUCAACGACCACUGGAAUAACGAAACGCCAACCGGGAAUAUCUACCAAGAAAUAGCUAGCAUUUAUGCGCCUGAGAAAUAUCACUUGCAAUUGAACGAUGCCUGCAGUCGUGUACGAUUUUCCAAAUUCGCGCUUAACGAAAAACAUUACCUCCAAGUGGAAUUACCAACUCUACGCGUUAGUGAACACAGCUUACCCGAUUGCUUUGUAUGGGAAGAACAGCUCCAGAAGUAUAAUAAACUCGCGGCAAUGGUGCAGCAAUUUCAAAAGUAUUUGGAAGAUUUACAACAGUUUUACGAUAACUUCACCGACAUCGACGAGUUGUGCUAUGUAGUGCAGCCAACAGCGCCAAUAUCCACCAAACACAAUUGGCGCUUGUUUGUUUUGCGCGAACGCGUAUACAUCAAAUUGGUCAUAACAGAUCCAUUUGCACCGAUAGCCUCAAUGUCAUUGCGGAUCAUAGGGCCGACGCAGGCGGUAGAAGAAUUGAGACGUACGCUAAGCGACGGUUUACGUGAUUGGGAUGCUGAAUUGGACAUACACAAAAAUUUGUUGCGCAUCUUUGAUUUAUGCUACUUUCCCAUGCCGCCGGGUAGCGGCUGGAUAGGUUCGGGGGAUGAGCCCAUCGCCACAGAUCAACAAUUCUGCAAUAUUUGCUACGCUUACCAUUUGGAUCAGGGUGAAAUACCAAUAGUGUCCUGUGAUAACCCACAAUGUACGCUGAUAUAUCAUGCAUCUUGUCUGAAAGAAUGGUUCAAUACGCUUACGGACGGUAGGGACUUCCUGAGUGUCUCCUUUGGCGCGUGCCCAUUUUGUAAAACUAAACUUUCAACAUCAUUCGCUGAGUUAUUGGAAAAUUGAUUUUUAAUCAUUUUCGAAAAAACUUACUACACAAAAAGUUAAUUACAUGCGUGUAAUUCGCAUAUGUUUUUGCACAUCAAUUCAACAAGUAUUGUAUUUGUAUAUAAACUAACCUAAAUAUUAAGCCCGAAAUUAAUGGGAACAUUCAGGCGAUAUUUAUUCAAGUAUGUUUUAAUAUUAAGAUCGAUAAAAAUAAUUCGAAUACGUUUCAAACCGAUAUUUUUAUUUAAUUUUUUUUUUUCGCUUACUUUUUAUUUCAGCGAGUUCUCUAGUCUGCGUUUCCAAAAUUGUGUAACUCGACGCAUGCAAGCAUACAAAAAUACAGUCGGUAUCUUGCACUACAGUAUGAAAGUGGCAAAAAUUUAAAUUCAGUCACUGUCCUGGGAAUAAUUUCAGCUUAUUGGGCGCAUUUUCCAAUAUCAGUUUAAAGCCCUCUGCACAUUAUGCGCCCAAUCAUAGUAAUGCCAUAAUUUCGUCAUGCUGAAACGCACACUGGCGCGUCAUGCAUAAGUCAAAUAAAAAAUUUGUUUGCAUUUUGCUUUUUAACUU